AUGGAUUAUAUUGAAUACAAAGACGCUAAAUUGUAAUUUGUUGGAAUUCGUAAACAUUUUUUUCGAGAUAAACAAUAUUAUGUAACUGUGUUCUAAGAGUAUUUUACAAUUGGCAGUGUAAAAAAUAAUUAUGAAAAAUGUUUAGUCUAAAGAUACUUAGUCCCCGAAAUAUAAAAUCUAAUUAAAACUUUCAACAAAGAUCAAUUGGAACUUGAAAAAGUUAAAAGAUGGAGUGAUUUUAUAGUCCUUCGUUUUUCCUUACUAAAACAAAUUUAAGACUUUGUGUGCUGACCCAUUAGACUUGCUUCGGUACAACGUAAUAGUAUCAUAGAUUCAAGGAAAUCUUAAAUUUAAAAGUAACAUACGAAGGAAUUGGGGAUACUUAUAUACCCCUUUUACAAAUUGGAAAAGGCAGUUCAGCAAAAGUAAAAUAAUUUUGAAAUAUUUAGGUAUACAGCGCUUAGAAUGUUAUUAAUUCAAAAGUCUAUGCGAUCAAAGCUAUUGAGAAAUCAUUUUUAAAUUAAACCGAUAAAGGUUCAGGAUUAGUAAUCAUUUUCAUUUAAAACAAUUUAGGAAGCCUAUAAUAUGGAAGUGUCUAUCCUAAAAAUUAUAUCUGGCUAUUCAUCCAACUUUCUGAUUUUAAGGGAGAUCUAUGAAGGAGAUCAUACCUAUUACUUAGUGACCGAAUAUUUAGAGGGACAAAGUUUAAGCGAAGAAAUAGACAGAGCAAAGGUAUCUAAAAGGUUUUUCUAAACAUUUAGGGUCUCCAUGAUAAGCGCUUACCAAUUCAAAACAUUAAAGUAAUAAUUGCGAAAUUACUAUAAAGUGUGGCUUUACUGCAUUCCCAUAAGGUAAUUUCAAAAGAUAAUUUAGAUUAUCCAUAGAGAUUUAAAGCCUGACAACAUGAUGUUCGCCAAGAGGAAUGAUUAUUUCACCCUUGUCCUUGUCGAUUUUGGAUUGGCUACAAUUGAAACUUUGGAUAAGUAUUCUAUUAUCACAAUCACUUCAAGAUAUUUAUUUCCAAAAUGUGGAACUCCAGGGUAUGUAGCUCCUGAAGUCUUAACUACCAGUGUGAGCAGCAAAUACACUACAAAGGUAGAUGUCUUUAGUUGUGGGUGUAUAUUGUAUAAGCUUCUGACUGGAAGGAGCAUCUUCAAUGGCAACUCAUUUGAUGAAGUCUUGAGAGCUAAUAAAAAAUGUGAAAUUGAUUUAAAAUUGCCCAUGGAUCAACAUUAUAUUACAGAGGAUUCAAUUGUAAUUAAUUAAUCAUAUUUUAAUGAGAAUUUACUAAAUUAAUUGUUAAGGAAAGAUCCAAAGCUUAGAACAAGUGCUAGAAAGGCUCUUUAACAUCCUUUUUUUGAUUAAAUAAGUGAGUAUAGCACUUCACUCUAAGCAUCACUUCUAUCCACAAUCAAAUAAAACAAUCUCAAUUUCCAAAUUUAAUGUGAAGAGAUAAUGUCACAGUAUAAUUUGGAUGAAGAGGUAAUAAAUUCUGAAAUUUUGGAUUAAGAAUUGCAUCAGAUUUAACUGCCAAAGUUAAAGAAAUGUAAUUAAAUGUGUGAGUUGCAAUCACCAUAAAAUGCAAUGUUUCAGUUUUUUUAGAAAGAACCACUUUCAAUAGCAAGGAGUAACAGAUUGGUUGAUUUGGCAAGUCCAAGGGGUGACUUUUUUGAAGGAAUCCUAGAAUGA
Molecule: messenger RNA, 1689 nt
Organism: Paramecium octaurelia
Lineage: Eukaryota; Ciliophora; Oligohymenophorea; Peniculida; Parameciidae
Source: the annotation of a GenBank genome assembly